Alligator sinensis (Chinese alligator) is the source of this 2487-nucleotide messenger RNA. It is a transcript of the gene SEC22B, whose product is annotated as SEC22 homolog B, vesicle trafficking protein. The record is from RefSeq and is a predicted model, not a curated record. Bases 1 to 633 code for a protein of 210 amino acids. Gene Ontology annotation, cellular component: Golgi membrane; SNARE complex; endoplasmic reticulum membrane. Gene Ontology annotation, biological process: endoplasmic reticulum to Golgi vesicle-mediated transport; retrograde vesicle-mediated transport, Golgi to endoplasmic reticulum; vesicle fusion with Golgi apparatus. Gene Ontology annotation, molecular function: SNAP receptor activity. The transcript is spliced from 5 exons. NCBI's taxonomy places the organism in Eukaryota, Metazoa, Chordata, Crocodylia, Alligatoridae.
AUGAUCGCGCGGGUGGCGGACGGGCUCCCGCUGGCCGCGUCCAUGCAGGAAGAUGAGCAGUCAGGUCGGGACCUGCAGCAGUACCAGAGCCAAGCUAAACAGCUAUUCCGCAAGCUGAAUGAGCAGUCCCCUACAAGAUGCACCCUAGAAGCAGGAGCCAUGGCUUUCCACUACAUCAUUGAGAAGGGUGUGUGCUAUCUGGUAUUAUGUGAAGCCACUUUCCCCAAGAAGCUGGCCUUUGCAUACCUAGAGGAUCUGCAUUCAGAGUUUGAUGAACAGCAUGGAAAGAAGGUGCCGACUGUCUCCAGGCCGUAUUCCUUCAUUGAGUUUGAUACUUACAUCCAGAAAACCAAGAAACUCUACAUUGAUAGCCGUGCAAGAAGGAACCUGGGCUCCAUCAACACAGAGUUGCAAGAUGUGCAGAGAAUUAUGGUGGCCAACAUUGAAGAAGUCUUACAGCGAGGAGAGGCGCUCUCAGCUUUAGAUUCCAAGGCCAACAACUUGUCCAGCUUGUCUAAGAAGUACCGUCAGGAUGCAAAGUAUCUGAACAUGCGUUCCACCUAUGCCAAGCUUGCGGCUGUAGCUGUCUUUUUUAUCAUGUUGAUAGUCUAUGUGCGAUUUUGGUGGCUGUGACCUGUCACCAAAGAGGAGAGAGCCUGUAGCAUGGCAGGUGUAUGUGUGCAGGACACUUUGUUCAUGGGGGAUGUGCAUUAGAAUCCACGCAGGACUGUCGCCGUUGAGGGAGUGUCCUGAAAAUGAUUUUUUUCCCCUGAGUUCUACCCCUUUCUACCCCUUUUAGUUGAUCAUAACCAUAGGUAUAAAGUUUGGUGGGAGUACAGGCUUUUCCUCUGAGGCAGUAUACGCUAGGGGACUAGAGUUUGACCUUCCAGGACACAAUGCUCAUGGACAGCACUGAUUGGGGUGUACUGUGUUGGAGCAGUUACAAAGCAGUUUACCUCAACCAGAUUGUGUUGGUAGCAGUCACUUUAGCCUACUUUUCAAAGUAGCUGUAGUAGAAAAUGGACUCUAAUGAACAUUCCUUAUGUUUGGUAAUGUUUUCUUUUCUAGAAUCUGGGUCUGUAGUUGCUUUCUAAAAUGAAAUGAGACUCCUUUUUUGAAGGCUGAUUCUGCCCUGUACAUACUGUAAUGGCUUUCACCCUGUCAGAUGAGCAAAUUGUUGGGUUUUCAUUCUCUGACAUCUUUCUUGUUACACUUGCAUUACUUUAGGAAUAAAUGGAUGUUAAAUUAUGCCUUAAAACCACAUUAUAUUUAGACAGUGAAAAGUUUCUAUCACUGAUUGCUACCAAAUUAAACUACUAGUUUGCAACCCUCCUUUUUCACUGAGUUGGCAGUUGUGCAUAACAGUUUGUUUUAAGAUGACUCAGAAGAGUUCAUGAGUUUCACACGGUGUAGGCCCAGGCUCAGGGCAAACAAUUUAAAUCUCUUAGUUUUCCUACCAUCUAUUUGCAGAAACAUUUAUAUUAUUUCUUUCCUCUCUCCAUCAUGUUGGUUUUUUCCUCCCCCAGGCCCUUCAUUUCUGCCAGCAUUCCAUUACUUAGGAACUGUCCUACAGAAAAAUCUCAGUGUGCAGUGAUGAAGGAAAAGCAGAGCAUUUCCUUAAAUAAGCUUAUUUCAUUGUCCAGCUUCCAUAAAGGUUUUAUAGAGAAUAAUACACUUUUAAAGCCAAGAGCCUUUUGUCAAUGUCUUGUUCUUCUCCCUAUUUCUUUUGUGGGGAUUAAACUGUAGCAGAAAAGAAGGUCAUUGCAGAAUUACAGCAUUUCUUGUAAUCUUUUGUUCUGUGCCAGCCAAUAUAAAUAGUUCCAGUGUGAUGUGAUUUCUUUUUUUGUGUGCAUCAAAAAUGUCAUUUUACUUGUGACUGUUUUCAAGAGAGAAUCAGCAUAUUAUGUUUCAGCAUCCCCUUUUUUUCUAGUAAGUUAUCUAUUACUGACAUUACCUAGGACAUGAAUGCUGGAGAACAGACAGUACAAAAGGAAAGGAAAUUUCAAGGUUCCUCAGCAUCUUUAGAAAAUAUUAGCUACAGCUCUGGAAGUGUAAACUAACAACAAGGUGUCUCCUGAGGCAAAGUAGGCAAUAGGGAGCUAGUGUUCCAGUUGCUUGUGAAAAGCAGCCUGAUUUGACUCCUUUCUUCUCUGUGGGCAGGUAAGUAGAGUUUGUCCACAUAUCUACAGGGCAACCUGAUCUGUGACUUUGUCUCAAAUUAUCUUCUGAUUUCUGCAUGAUGUCUCUACUUGUUAAUUUGUAGACAGCUGUAUUUUUUUUAAUUUAAAAUUUGUGUCCCUAACAGGUGAAUGUACAAGUGAUGUUAGGUCUGUGUGUAAUUUAGGUCUGGAAGGUGAGCAGAUACCACAUCUCGAUUCUGUAACGACCUGAGAGGAGUUAAACUCUUCCACAGCGUGCAGCAGCUCAGUGGGAAGUUGCCUGCUGCAGCUGUACUGUCAGCAGCGAAAUAAACGCUUCCAAAAGGUG